This is a messenger RNA of Ictalurus punctatus (channel catfish), 9448 nucleotides long. RefSeq names its product chondroitin sulfate proteoglycan 4. The transcript has 10 exons. The record is from RefSeq and is a predicted model, not a curated record. The coding region runs from base 52 to 7158 and encodes 2368 amino acids. Lineage: Eukaryota; Metazoa; Chordata; Actinopteri; Siluriformes; Ictaluridae.
UGUUUCCUGAGCGCCACGAGCCUGCUGUGGAAGUGGCUUUUACUUUCUGUCAUGAUCAACCGAACUGAGAGCGGAGCCUCUUUCUACGGAGACGGUUUUGUGCGUCUGAAAACCGUGGAGUCGUCCAGUAAAAACACCCUCCACGUGCGAUUUCGGACCUCCAGCGGAGACGGGCUGCUCUUCCUGGCUGCCGGGGAGACAGAUUUCCUGUGGGUGGCGCUACAGGCAGGACGUAUUCAGGUGCAGGUCGAACUCGGAUCAGGGGAACGCACCCUUCGCUCAGAGAAAGCAGCUCCGCUGAACGACCUUACCUGGCACGCCAUUGAACUCCAACACAAUGGCCAGAAUAUCACCCUGACUGUCGACAAAAGCUCAUGGAGCAGUCUGAGGAUGCCUGGGCCUGACCUGGAGCUCAGCGUUCAGGACGGACUUUACGUCGGCGGUCUUGAGAAUUCGGACAAGCUCUACCUUUUCAACGAUAUAUCUCACAUGGGCUUUCGUGGCUGUCUGGAUGAAGUGCUGUUUAACGAACACAAUUUGCUUUCAUCCUUAAGGCCUUACUCUGGUUAUAAAAUGGUCCACGAGGUGUCUUUGGGCUGUAGCCCACAGUUUUCAGCCUCCGUGAAUGACUCGAUCAGUUUCUUCAGUUCCAAAGCGUACAUGUCUCUGCCGAUGUGGGAGGUUCCGCAGGAAGGUGUAUUUGAGUGUGAGUUUUAUACCUCAGCUGAAGAUGGGCUUCUCUUGUACAGCUCUGCAGGGAAGGGGGACUACGUGGCUUUGGAGAUACGACACAAGCGCCUCGUCGCUGUCGUUAGAGUAGAUGGUAGUAAGACAGCUUUAAGCUCCAUAACAGUCGUGAGUGAAGGUUGGCACUCAGUGAGGCUCUAUGUAGCACCUAGGGCUCUUCAGUUAACUGUUGGAGAGGAGAUCUUGAACUCCAGCUUUGGAGCCAAAUCCAGGGCUCUCCAGCUUAACGGACCCCUCUUCUUGGGCGGGGUGGAUGCAAACACAUUUUCAGAAGUACGGAGAAAUGGUUUGCUCUCUGUAGUAUCGAAGCACCUCAGUGGUGGCUCCUUUAAAGGCUGUCUUAGAAAUAUCCGAGUCAAUGACCAAAACAUGGGCCUGCCCAAUGCUGUGGUGACAAAAGACGUUUCUGUCGGUUGUGAGCCCGUGAAACACGUCAAACCCAUCACCACGACAAAUCCAGAGACGCUUCAACCAGAAACUCCUCAAUUAGACAAGACAGACUCUCAGACCUUCUUAAUUCUCAAAGAUCUAGAGGUCCCCGAGGGUGGACGAGCACCACUCGAGUCCAAGCACAUUAAGUUGAACCUGGAUUUCCGCAAGCUUGGGAUCCGUCAAUCCCAGAUCAUGUUCCGCAUCGAGGAGCAGCCGGUCCACGGGCAGCUGAGGCUAGAUGUUGAUCCUGAUCAACUGGAAAAUGCCUUCAGUAUUCUGGCUCUAUGGCAUGGUCAGGUCAUGUAUGUUCACGGAGGCUCAGAGGAUCCUCAGGACUUCUUCAUGUUUUCUGUUUUCACCACCAGCACCAAUAAAGAGGUGCCUGGUUAUCUGAAGGGGAGCCACUUGCACAGGUUUAACAUCACUGUCACGCCUAUUAACGAUGCCCCAGAACUCAGCCUCCCAGAGGGAAACCUUUUCAUUCUCCUAGAGAACUCUAAGCGGCAUUUGAGCAUGGACAUGCUAAGAGCUACUGACCCUGAUAGCAACUACACAGAACUGGUAUUCUCUCUACUCGGUAAUCUAAUUGCAAACGCUGGAUUCCUGGAACUUGCGGAUAAUCCAGGAAAGCCAGUGACCUCGUUCUCCUACUCGGACUUGGAAGGGGGCAAGGUGAGUUUCGUCCACAAAGGCAUCAAGAACUCUAGGAUGGCCAUCAGAGUGAGCGAUGGAGAAAAAGUGAGCAAUACGGUCGUGCUGAGAAUCAUGGCCGUUACCUUGGAGUACAAAGUCGUAAAUAACUCCGGCGUGGACGUGAUCCAGGGUCGAUCUUCUCACAUCGGUAGUAAACAUUUAGCUGUGCAAGUGAACGUGGCCAAGCAAGUGAUGGAUAUCCGGUAUGACGUACUAGACCCGCCUUUCUACGGUGAGCUGCAACGGCUACAUUCCAGUGGUGAGUGGAAGCAGACUGGUACCUUUACGCAGAAACUUCUAGAAAAGGAUCGGCUCCGGUAUCUUAGCACCUUCCAUGGUCCCCAGUUCAAAAAUGUAACCGAUGGCUUCAAAUGCAAAAUCAGCGUUGGCUCGGCGUCUACAGGCGAGGUUCUCGUUCGUGUAAGGGUCCGAUGGAUUCAGUACAAAGUCACCAGGAGUAAAAUGGAGGUGAAAGAUGAUCGUAAAGUCACGUUGACACCUCAGGAAUUUAGAAUAGUCUCCAAAAACGUGAAACUCUCUGAGAACGAUCUUCACGUCUGCUUGUUGACUUUACCGAGGAGAGGCGUCUUGCUUUUCAACGACAAGCCCCUAAAAAAGAACUCUACUUUCAGCCAGAGGAACAUCACUGAUCAAAAAGUGCAGUAUAAACUUUUUGAAAAGCCAAACAAAAACCUGAGGGACAUGUUCAGCUUUCAGGUGUUUUCAGAAUACUCCUAUUCUGGGAGACAUGACUUCAGGAUCAGCAUCAAGCCCAAUGUUCCCAGCGUAGUUCUGAGAAACCACGGACUUUCCCUCUUGGAAGGGGAGAGUAAGAUCAUAACCAAGGACAAUCUUUUCUUCGAGACUUUCGGCUCCGGGGCCGUACGUUACACCGUCGUGAGCAGUCCUCAACAUGGGAAACUACUCCGAAUCAACAACUCCAGACACAAUAUAGCGGAGUUCACAAAUCAGGACAUUCUGGAGGAGCGCGUCUUGUACGUUCAUGAUGAUAGUGAAACGACACGCGACGCGUUUACGUUCUGGGCUUCGGCAUCGUCUCCGAACGACGUCGAAGGCGUUUUCAACAUCUCCAUCCAGUUAGUGAACGACCAAAAACCUGUCCGUGUUGUCGAUAAAGUCUUUCACGUUGCACGGGACAGUCAGAGGCUCCUGACGUCAGAGGAUCUCCGUUACCAUGACCCUGAUUCAGACUACGAUGAUGGGCAGCUACUGUAUACCAGACGGGGAAUCUCGGUUGGCGAACUAGUCUCGGUAAACGAUACCUCGCACAAGCUUUAUCGGUUCCAUCAAAGAGAUCUGGAGGAAAAGAGAGUGCUGUUUGUCCACAGUGGCGCGAACUUUGGACGCUUUGUACUCUUCGUAUCCGACGGGAAGCAUUAUACGUCGACGCUGCUGGAAGUAAGUGCCCAGGAACCUUAUUUAAAGGUAGCCAACAACACUGGCCUACUAGUCCAAAAGGGACAGGAAGUCAUGUUACAAUCAGUCAACUUCAGCGUCACUACCAACACCGAUGUCCGAAGUGACGAGGACGUCCUUUUUGAGAUAUUUCAUCCUCCGAGUCAUGGCGUUCUACUCUGUGAAGGCGUCGAGGCUGACGCUUUCACGCAGUAUGACUUAAAAGCGGGUCAUCUAGUCUAUCGCCAUGACGACGGCAGAAACCUUAUGGACUCCUUUAGCCUCACGGCUACGGUAAACAGGCUGCGCUUAGACGUGACCGUGCCGGUGAAGGUGUACCUCGAGAGCCAUCAGAAACCUCCGCAAGUCAUCCACAACCACUCUGUCGUCGUGGAAGAAGGAAAACACGUUCAAAUCCACAAAACGCAGCUCGAGGUAGUUCACGAGGAUAACACACCAGAUGAGAUCAUGUACACCAUGAGAACACCUCCAUCGCACGGCUUCCUGAUGCGCUCUCGCGUGGACGGACAGGACCGUCACGAUGGGACCGUCGAAACGUUCUCACAGUGGGACAUUAACGCGGGUCACAUCCGGUACGUCCAGGAGAAACACGGACGCACCGACGACUCUUUCUCACUGGACGUCACUAACGGGAUCGGGACCGUCAGCGAUCUGGUGGUGUUCGUAGAAAUCGUUCCUUCCUUCCUACCGCUCGAAGUGUCCAAUAUAACCUUGAAAGAAGGAUCUUCGACAGCUCUAACCGAGGACGUAAUCAAGGUCACGGGCCGACACUUUACAGAACUUCACGUCCAGUACCACGUGAUCGACGGUCCACGUCACGGCCGUAUAGAGCACUCCAGGAUCCCCGGGGUUCCCAUCCCAUCUUUCACCAGGGUGCAGGUCGAACACGCGUUCAUAUCGUACGUCCAUGAUGGCAGUGAGACGAUAGGAGAUAAUUUCACGCUGGUGGCGAACGACACGGACGUCCGUAAGCAGAGCGAGCCUCGUGUCAUACACGUGACCGUCACGCCUGUAAACGACGAGGCCCCGGUUAUAACCAUCAACAGGAUCCUGAGGGUAUGGGUGGACUCCGUUACCGAAAUCACCAGCGAUGACCUCAGUGCCAGUGACCUCGACUCUGCCCCUGAGAACCUGGAGUUUAUCAUCACUCCCCCAAGUAACGGACACCUUGCUUUGAAGAGCGCCCCCUCCAGGCCAGUCCUGAACUUCACCCAGGCUCACAUCCACCGCCGUCAGCUGGUGUUCCUACACAGGGGUGCCUUGUUUGGCGGAUUUCAUUUCCAGGUGAACGACGGAGUCAAUUUUGCACCGAGGCAAAUUUUCAGCAUCGCCGCCCGAUCUCUGGAGCUCAGCCUGGAGAGGAACCGUGAGCUCAAAGUCUUCCCAGGUUCCUCAAAAGUAAUUUCCGUAGAAGAUUUGUUCAUUGCCACUAAUGACUAUGAUGACAUUCACGAGAAUCGCACCGUCGUCUAUUCCGUUACCUCACCUCCGAGACUGGGCAGGCUGAUCAGGCCCCAGGACGACAGUUCCACAGAGACGAAGCCGAUAUCCACGUUCACUCAAAACAUGUUAAAGGCCGGUUUGGUCGUAUACGAACACACUGAGCCAAUAUCAUGGACAGCGACAGACUACUUCAUCUUUACUGCAUCGUCUCCUCCUGCUUCCUUCCCACCUCACACGUUUAACAUCCGCAUCUCCUACGAUAACACAAGUCCGGAACACGGGAGCGUCCUACUCGCCAACACAGGUGCUGUAGUGGUGGAAGGCAGUCGGAUUAUGAUUGAUAAGUCGAAGUUGGAUGCCUCGAAUCUUUUGGGAAAGCUACCUGAAGAAGAACGAGACUCCUACGAGAUCUGGUACCGGGUCACCACGCUGCCACGCUUCGGGACGAUCGUCGUAGGUGAACGUAACCUGACCCGUGAGAAACCCGUCUUCCCCCAGCUCAUCCUCAACAAAUAUGGCAUCAGUUACGUGCACGAUGACUCAGAGACCAUCUGUGACAGUUUCAGUUUUGACGUGUGGUUAAAUCCUAUAGGGAGGCCUGCUCAGCAACCCCAAGAGGAAGACUUUAUGGUCUCAGAGUCUUUUAAUAUCACUGUAACGCCUGUGAACGAUCUGCCUCCUUUACUCAAAACUCAAGCCCCAAGUCUCUUGGUGGUCAAAGGAGACACUGUAGCCUUAGGUCCUGAAAACCUUCACGUGGAAGACCUGGACACUUUACCCGAGGACAUCCACUACACUGUGAUCAGCAAGCCGAACAACGGCUUCCUGGCCCUGGAAGGUAGGCUAAACGAAUCUACUGUCACGUUUACCCAGGCUGAUGUGAACGAGGGAAGGGUGCACUUUGUUCAAGAAGGGCGUCCCACCUCAGGAAUAUUCUACUUCAGUGUAACCGAUGGCUUCCAUCGUCCACUCUACAAGCUCUUCAACCUUGAAGUUCACAACGUCACAGUCGACGUUGUAAAUAAUACGGGAUUGACUCUGGUGCAAGGGCGGACUACAGGGAGCCUGACACUUCAGCACUUGGCUGCGGUGACCAACAAGAAAAACGCUACCAUAAAGUAUUACAUUACAACACCACCGAGUCAUGGUAGGCUCGUGAUUAAGGAAGACCAGAUCACACACUUUGACCAGGAGGAACUUCGGCUGGGGAGGGUUUUGUAUCAAAUGGCAGACUUGUCCUCGUCUCAAGACAGCUUCGAGUUCACUGUCGUCGCCUCUGAGAGCAACCUGACCAAUCAGGUGUUCAAUAUCACAGUGAAGCCGCUUAUCCACCUUGGAAAACAAGUCCGGAUCCCUGAUGGUAUUCCCGUUAAAAUAAGAAAGGAUGUUUUAGACGCCACCGAGCUGGCAUCCAUCAGUGGCAGCGACCCGAUCUUUGAAAUUAUUAUUCCUCCAAAAUACGGCAAGUUAGUAAAGGUAACGGUGAACCUAGGUGGUGCAUCAGAGUCUAUAGAAUCCUUUACCUUUAGGGAUGUCGAACAAGGCAGAAUUGCCAUACAGGAGCACCUUAACUUUCUAGCUGUAUACGGUAACACAACAGCUGUUGUGCAUAACAAAACCGCACCUGCACUUGAAGACUCGUUUGUGUUUCUUUUAAAAGCAGCAAACGUUCAGCCUGCCCGAGGAGAGUUUGUUUUCAUGGUUGUACCAUACGACCCAAUGACAGGAAAGCAUGUUGUUUCAGCAGCUCCAGUGUAUCCAACCGUACAUCCUGCUUUUAACAGAACAAGCAAUGUUGUUUCACACGUGAACAGGCCAGCACACAUGCACCCAACCAAAACACCACAUUGGGUACCUCCGAAGACCAAGACACGAAACCGUUCGGGGAACCACACACGAGGAAAAGCCACAGUUUCUAAUGCACCCAAGACCACAUCAGGCAGACACAACGAUCCUCCCAGGAACACACCGAUCAGGGUAGAGUCUUUGCCAAGACCUGCAUCUGAUCCUUUGCUUAUUAUUCUACCCUUCCUGGCCUGCCUGUUUCUUAUAAUCAUCCUAGUUGUUUUAAUCCUGGUUUUCAGGCACAGGCAAGAGAAGCGGGCUCAGCCUUCCAUGCUCCAAGACCUGCCAGAGAACUCUGUCGAGGACAUUGUAUCUCCAAGCCCUUACCUGGGACAGCCUGAGAGAAGUCUAACCGUUCCCUCUGUUGUAGUGACCCCACUUUUGCCUAGGUGUCCUAGAAGCCCUGUUUUAGAGGCAGUGCAUAAUGGGGCAGUGGUUCCAGCAAUAGUACUCCCUGACUCUUCAAUGCUUGUCUGUCCAUGGACUCCCAUGGAUCCUGACGGAACACCGCAGUCCUCGCCGGGUUCACCGACUCUGAGACAAAAUCAGUACUGGGUUUGAAACCAUGGAAUCAUCUGGCACACUGGACGGGAUGUCAGUCCGCUUAGUGGCAAUUUAGAGUAGCCAGUUUGUUUUCCUCCAUGUUUUGGGGAGGUGGAAAGAAUCCCAUGGAAAGAAAUCUCGGUCCAUGGACACCUUUGGAACCUGAGCAGUUCUCUUCUGGUACACUGAACAUGACACAAAAUCAGUACUGGGUUUGAUACAAUAUGUGAUCAUAGACUCAUCUGUAACUACAGACAGCAUGGUUCAGACCAUCAUUCAUUCCUCAUUAGGAACCACUUUAUCCCGGAUUUUAGGGAACAUUGGAGCAAGGCAGGAAUACAUCCUGGAUGGGAUGCCGAUCCGACUGGGGGCAAUUCGGGGUCGCCAGUUCACCACGUUUAGAGGACAGAGGCAGAAUGGUUAAUUCCAUCUUUCAUUCAUCUUUAGAAAACACUUUAUCCUGGUCAGUGUUGAGUUGGAGCUUGGGAAUACUAGGCGAGGGCAGGAGUAUACCCUGAAUAGGAUGCUUGUCCAUUAGGGGUAAUUUAAUGUAGUGUAGCCAACCCACUUACCAUGCAAUGUACAUGUUUUGGAGAGGUGUGAGGACACCAGAGUACCCAAAGAAAACCCAUGUGACACUCUGAAAAGAGAGCAACCGGAUCUCAGGAUCGGACCUUGUACCCUGGACUUUAUGAGGCAGUUCAAAUAUAUUUACAAUUUGCACUUUUGUCAAGCAGGUAUAGUUUUUAAACACUCAUACCUUCCCUCUUGUGUGAAAGUAUUACCCAACCCUUAGGAGUUUUAUUUUUUAUUUAUUUAUUUUUUGUAUGGAGAAUUUCUGGUAUGCGUUCGCCAAAUCCUGUGCAAGAGUUUUCUUGUUAUACCCAAAGAAUUUGAGCUAAGUGAGCUUGUUUAAUCUUUCUGCAGCUCCAUUUUGUGAUGACGCAGCGUGUUAUUAUAAAGAAUGUUAUAAUGUUUCGGAGACGUACAGUAAUCUGAUUACAGAAACGUUAACAGGUAGAGGACAGUACCCUUCCUAUAUUCCGUUAAUGUGGCUAUAAUCUCACGUUUGAUUAAAUAUAACAUGUUUAUUCUCAGUCUCAGUGGUGGAUCAGUGGUUAAAGGGUCUGGAUGACUGCUCAGAAGGUCAGAAGUUCAAGCCCCAAGACUGCCAAGCUACCACUGUUGGGCCCUUGGGCAAGGCCCUUAACCCUCAGUUGUGUAAAUGAGAUAAAUGUAAGGGCGUCUGCCAAAUGCCAUAAAUGUAGACUAAUUUCCUUCCCAAUAACCUUUUUGAGUAAAGUGUAAAAUUAUAUUUAUGUGCAAAAGUGUGAAUUCACAACCCCCAUGUUCUGAGUUUUGAUACCGCUGAGGAAUAAAACGUGACCGGUUUGUUGUUACAGGAAACUAAUCAGCGCCACGAUGGUGAGAUACGACCCCAUUGCAAAGCUUAGAAGAGUAUGUGUGUGUUUUAUUCCUCUUAUACCACAGCAGUUAGCCCAGAUCGAUAUUUUUUUUUAUUUGGUAAUGAACAAGAUGUCAAGCUUUUAUCUGUUUAUAGUUGCAUUUAAUGUUGUCUGUCGUGUCACCGCAAACUGGAGACUCCAUUUCCCAGAAAGCACCGCAAACUACAAACAUGGCCACUGUGUACAACUCCCAAUGGAACACACAGACACACACACCUGUUCCCAAUCACACCACAGUAUAUAAGAGCCGGCUCUUUCACCAUGCAUGUGUGAAGUAUACGCUCAAUUGGUAUUUUCUCUGUUGUUUACCGAGCGUUGAUCUCUGGUUGUUAUUCUGGUUCCGACUUUGUUUCUAGUUUCUCGUUUCGUGCUUUGUUUUCCCUACUUCAUACCCGUUUGUCGAUCACCUGACCUUUGCCCGUCUUUCUUUAUGCCUUUUGCCUUGCCCUUUGGAUUACCCGUUCUUAAUAAAACUCUAAACUGCACCGAUAUCCGUCUCAGCCUGACAUUAUCCACGUAAGCAGAUAAGUCCUGUUAAGCUACGGCAGUUAUAAACAGUCAUUCCGUCACCAGCCUCACUUCUUAAAAUUAAUAAAACAAACAAACAAGUAAUACGACAAAAACCCAGCUUGCCAUAUUACCAAGAAACAGAAAAGAUCUCUGUCCUGAAGACUUCCUGUGCCUGUUACGGCACUGACACUGGAGACUCCUUCCGAAAAUGUUUGUUGUGUACUCUCUUAUUGAUGGUACUGUUGCAUUGCCAUACCAUUCGUGUCCUGUAGAUGUGGUACAACGUAUAUACUGUACAUGUUAAAUUGAGUCAGAACAAAAAAACCAGUUGA